AUGCCUCAGAAAAUCGUUUCCACAGGCUCACGGGCGCCUCAAGGCCCUCAACCCAGACCUACCGCGCUAUUCAGAGUUCAAUUUGUCCUGCGAAUCAUUGGAAUAAUCGCAAGUCUCGCUGGAAUCGCAAUCGCUGGUUUUGUCGUCAUCAAGAUCCAUAAGACAUGGGGAUUUGUCUUCGCCUCAACGCUGUUGCCAUUCUUCCUUGAUACCGCCGAAGUCGCUGCACUCAUCAGCCGUCACACUCUCAAAUUCUCGAUCCACCGCGUCAACCCUUUCGUGCUCAUCGGGCUCGAUGCAAUCGCAAUAGGCCUGCUCGUCUGGAGCUUCUUCAUGCUCAUUUUCGAUAAAUGGGGCAAGACUCAAAUUGUAAGCACUAUAGACUACACGGCAGAUCCAUUCAAUGGCAUUGAAAUUUGGCUAGCCGUGACCUUAGCGGUCUACAGUGGCAAUGGUGUAUUAGAAACUGAGCAACCUUCGAAACUCCACCGGCAGGAAUCCAGCUGGCGGCAUGCGACUUUGGGUCCCAUCUUCGAUUUCUCUGCAGUCGCAGUCGGCGAUUUGAAAGGAUCCCUCAAUCCACCACCGGUCUUCCGCCGCGCCAAGUCCGCGACGCCAGACUCGCAUUUUCCUCGGUACGGAGAAGGCAUUCUUCACUCCCGGCGCAGACCAAGCACGAUCGGCGUUGCGAUCAGUAUCCAAACAACGCUUCCCCCCGCCGUGGGCUUUUUUUUUACCCCGAUAUCGAAAUUGGCAGGGGAUCAGGGCCAUGAUCAAGGCUUUCUGCUUCGUCAAUGUCUGCUUGCAAGAGUAUCACAAGCCCUCCACGGAUUGCUGAAGCUCUUCUCGAUGUUCGAUUCUGUGUAGGCAUUUCGAACUUGCAUGUUUGGUUCUGUGAAAAUCGUCGGGAUGUUGGUUGGCUCCGCAUGAGCUUUGUGCCGACGCCGGAACCCCGAAUCGGAUUUAUGGGCAGUGGAGCGAGGUUCUCCCCUUGGGACAAGGUAGGUGGCAGGUGGACUUUAUAGGCGGGAGAGAGAGAGGAGGGCAAGGAAGUUCGAAGCGCUAUGGUGGCGCUGCACGAUGAAAUGAUGUAUGACUAUAUGCUGGGAGAAGCUUCUGAAGCGGUACCCAGGAGAUGUCUUAAUGGUAAAGAAUAAUGUUUCUCUCUUCAAUCGAAUUCUCCAAUGUCCCAGAUCCAUUUGCACAAAAUCUGGAUUUCUGGGCUAUAAACCCCUUCAGCACAGCCAGCUCUCAAGCCCUCUCUCAUUGUUCCAAACAUUACCCCAGUCUCCCCAAACAUCUCAACGG
This is a messenger RNA of Hyaloscypha bicolor E, 1308 nucleotides long. RefSeq lists its product as uncharacterized. The transcript is spliced from 3 exons. The coding region runs from base 1 to 867 and encodes 288 amino acids. The record is from RefSeq and is a predicted model, not a curated record. Lineage: Eukaryota; Fungi; Ascomycota; Leotiomycetes; Helotiales; Hyaloscyphaceae.